AUGGGUCUCUCUUGGAGGUGCGCCUUUUUGCACUCCCGUUGUUUCCGUGUCUUUAUUCUAACAUCGCUGCUUGUGUUUUCAGUGCUGUACAUUGUCUUGACGAUCGGGGUUAUUUUCACACCAGCAACGCUUCUAAUUAAAAAGUGGUAUGAUCCACUUCCAAAAGCUAUUGUGUCUGUCAAAGACAGUGCUCAAAUUAUUUACCCAAUGAUUGAGGAUGUCUCAAAAUUGUCCAACACAGUCAUCCGAGCAGACUAUUUUUUCCAGUUUGGGUUUUCGGAGUUCAACAAGACGUACAACAUUAUCGACCAAACGAUCGACGAACAAGUCUUUCCUAUACUGAACCUCACCAACUCUGCAAUAUCAGGAGCAACUGGUUUUGUCAAUAAAAUUGCAGAUUUUCUUCAUUCAAUACACAUCAACUUCAACAUUUCGUUCGUCGACAACCUCAACAUAAUCAAUGACAUUCUCAGCGAGGUUCCACAACAACUCACUGAUCUCCAGUUUCAAAUGGACAAGGCAACAAGAGCUGGCGAGGCUCUUGGGCAGUCCAUUGAUGUUGUUGGGCACAGGUUCAUCAAGUUUUACCACACUUGCGAUAAUCUCACUGAUGUUGUUGAUAAUGUUUUCCAAGACGUUGAUAUUAUUGUUCAACAGAUGGAUGUUUUGGAAGAUUCCAUACCGGUGGUUGUUGUACUUGGAAAGGCGGUCGCGUGCUUUGUUAUGGUGUGGCUUGCAUUUGUUACUAUGAUCAUUUUCUUGUAUGUCAAAUAUCACAAGCCAGUUGGUUGA
This is a messenger RNA of Entamoeba invadens IP1, 792 nucleotides long. RefSeq lists its product as hypothetical. The coding region runs from base 1 to 792 and encodes 263 amino acids. The record is from RefSeq and is a predicted model, not a curated record. Lineage: Eukaryota; Evosea; Mastigamoebida; Endamoebidae. The transcript has a single exon.